This is a messenger RNA of Trichechus manatus latirostris (Florida manatee), 3559 nucleotides long. It is a transcript of the gene ZNF277, whose product is annotated as zinc finger protein 277. The transcript is spliced from 9 exons. The record is from RefSeq and is a predicted model, not a curated record. Lineage: Eukaryota; Metazoa; Chordata; Mammalia; Sirenia; Trichechidae. Bases 10 to 1044 code for a protein of 344 amino acids.
GGCAGGGAAAUGGCUGCUCCCCAGACCCAGGGGGCUGCUGCCGGAGGGGAGCAGGGCCGUGAUGGCAGCCACAGCGGAGUUGGGGAUGUUGGUUUUGAGGACAGUAAGGAUUAUAUCCUGGAGCCACUUUCCCUGCCAGAAAGUCCAGGUGGCAUCACCACUUUAGAACGUUCUCCAACUGUGCCUUGUAUUUUCUGUGAAGAACAUUUUCCUGUGGCUGAACAAGACAAACUUCUGAAGCACAUGAUUAUUGAGCAUAAGAUUGUCAUAGCUGAUGUCAAGUUGGUUGCUGAUUUCCAAAGGUACGUUUUGUAUUGGAGGAAAAGGUUCACUGAGCAGCCCAUCACAGAUUUUUGUAGUGUGAUAAGAAUCAAUUCCACAGCUCCACCUGAAGAACAAGACAAUUAUUUUUUGUUAUGUGACGUUUUACCAGAAGAUAGACUUCUUAGAGAGGAGCUUCAGAAACAAAGACUGGAACUUGGAAAAUCUUGGGAACAAGUUCAGUUGGAAGAUGAUCGGGAUUUGCUAGACCAUCAAGAAGAUGACUGGUCUGACUGGGAAGAAAUCCCUGCCUCUGCUGUCUGCUUAUUUUGUGAAAAGCAAGCAGAAACAGUUGAGAAAUUAUAUGUCCACAUGGAGGAUGCACAUGAGUUUGAUCUCCUCAAAAUAAAGUCAGAACUUGGAUUAAAUUUCUAUCAGCAAGUGAAACUAGUCAACUUCAUUCGGAGGGAGGUUCACCAGUGUAGAUGUUAUGGCUGCCAUGUGAAGUUUAAAUCCAAAGCGGACUUAAGGACUCACAUGGAGGAAACUAAACAUAUUUCACUGCUUCCUGAAAGACAGACAUGGGAUCAACUUCAGUAUUAUUUUCCAACCUAUGAAAAUGAUACUCUUCUGUGUACACUGUCUGACAGUGAAAGUGACCUGACAGCACAAGAACAAAAUGAAAAUAUUCCCAUCAUCAGUGAAGAUACUUCAAAACUGCAGGCUUUAAAACAGAGCAGCAUUUUGAACCAGUUGCUACUACAAGAGUGUUUGAAAAACUAGAAGAAACUGCUAGAGAAGCAAUUUUUAAUGUUUUCUCCUAUGAAACAGACACAAAAGCAUAGUUGAAAUUUGAACAUCAGCAAAGGACUAAUCCUGGUGAAAUACACUUUUUUAUUUUUUUUAAGUUUUCAGAAAAUAGAAAAAUAAGGACAUUUUGUAUCUUGCCUGUGAAGUUCUGUUGUGUAAUCAUUUUAAAUGGUCUUUUUUCAUUGAAUUCAUAAUUAUCUAUGAUAAGGAGGAUAUGGAAAUCACAAAUAAAUGACAUGUUCAAAUUAUGGAUAAAGCUACUUUCAACCAGUAGUUGUCUUCUCUUCACAAGCCUUCUUCAUCCAGUAAGUCACACAAUUUGACAGAAAUAUCCUUUCUGUACUGUAUUUGCUAAGUUGUACAUGAAGUAACCAAACCACAGAAGAGAGGAAAAAUGAUCAGAGACCUAAUGCACAAAUUGAACACUGUUCCAGAAUAACCAAGAGUUGCCUAUGUCAUCAUUACUCACUUUUGUCUAAAGUUACAAAACUCCCUAGAAGUAGGCAUCGAGCCAGUUAACUUCACCUUCCUCUACAAUGAGUAAAGAACGCUUGACUAAUUUGGAGUUUGGUACUAUCAGAUAAAGUCAUUUUUGUCUGAUUCAGAAAUCUGUUCUGGCCAUGUUCUCUCCAUAUAGAAUGUCUUAUUACCAACAUUAGUUAAACUGAAGGCCUCCACGCCAUUUUGUUUAACCUGUCUUUGUCCCUGAGUCCACCACUACAUUGAUGCAUAAUGCACGUUAGAGAUUCUGUCUGUUAAACUGAAGAGGUUUAAGAGUGACAGGAGGAAGGUGCUCAGUGUGGUUUUAAGCUAAAUGUUGGUGUUUCAUGGACUUCUGUUCCAGUUAUAUGUGUUAGCAUGAGAAAUCUAGAGUUAGUUGAACAGAAAGCAGAAUACUUACCCAGAUACUGGAAGCCAUAUGAUUUACAUUAUAAUAGGAAAAGCUUGCCUGUCUCAAUUACUAAAGCACUCACAUGGAAUCUGGUGUGGAGUAUAAUUUUGCCAUUAGUGUUUAUAUUUGCUUAAAUAUCAGUAUUUCAAGUAGUGCUAAAGAUUAAACCCCCCUCCUCACUAAAUGUUGCAUCAUUUUAAAUUAUUUAAUACCCAAAAAAUGAUCUUUUUAGAAAAUAUUAUGUCACUCUAUGUUCCAGGGAUUAUAUUCUUAUACAGUUUUCACAUUUGUAAUAUUCUCAGUGACACCCCGCCUCGGGGGUGGGGGGCAUCCCAACUGGAAUGUAUAAUGCCUGAAUCCAAAACGGGUCUCCAGAGCCUUGCAAAUGAGAAUAGUCUGCAAGAGCCUGUACAAAACAGCCUCACAGAUCUAUGAAAACUCCACAGAAUGCAAGCUGCUGAAUUUGCUUUUGAACUUUUCAAGCCUACUUUGAUCUGGUAUGGCAAGAAAGAUCGAGGCAGGAUUGCCUUUUAGUCACUGGUGAGUGGAAGAAAACAUAUGGUACUUUUUAUUAUGGAAAUAUAUAACAUUCACAAAAGUAGACUAGAAUAAUGAACCCCCGUGUUCUCGUCACCAAUUUCAAACAUUUUCAAUAUUCUGCCAUUUUUAUUCUAUCAACCUCCCCGCCCACACACACACGCUUUUAUUUUUCAUGGAAUAUUCUAAAGCAAAUCCCAGACAUUGUAUAAUUUUAUCUUUAAAUACUUAAGUAUAUAUCUCUAACAGAUAACUACCAUUUUUUAAAACAUAAACACAAUACCUAACAAAAUUAACAAUAACUUCUUAAUAUCAUCUGUUUUCAGUAUUCCCCAGUUAUGUCAAAAAGGUCUUAUUACAAUAUUAUCAGUUGUGGGACAAAUGUCAUGUACCUCCUGAUAAGAUGCACUGUGGAGGACAAAACAUCAUGUUUGCAGAUUCCUACCAAAAAUGUAUAACCUGAAUAUAAGCAUGAAGAAACAUCAGUCAAACUCAAAUUGAGGGACUGUCUCCAAAAUAAUUCAUUUAAAAAUGUCAAGGUCAUGAAAAAUAAAGACUGAAAAACUGUUCUGGAUUAAAGAAGACUAAAGAUAUAUGACAACUAAAUGGAACAUGUGAUCUUGGAGGCGCAAAAAUAUUUUUCUUUUGCUAUAAAAAGCUUUAGUGGGAGAGUUGGCAAAAUUUGAAUAACGUCUAUAAUAAAUUUUACAAUGUUGAUGUUAAUUUCCUGAUUUUGAUGAUUGUCCUGUGGUUAUAUAUGAGAAUGACCUUGUUUUUUAGAAAGUACAUACUUCGGUAUUUAAGAGUAAAGGGGCAUUUUGUUUGCAGUUCUCAAAACAGUUCGGAAAAAGACUAAUAUGGAUAUAUGUAGAAAAUGGUAAAGUAAAUGUGAUAAGCUUUUAACAUUUGCAGAAUCUAGGUGUAGGGUAUAUGGGAAUUCUUUGUACUAUUACAACUUUUCUGUAAGUCUGAAAUUAUUUCAAAAUAAAAAGUUUUUUAAAAUGUCUUUUACAGUUGGUUUGUUUAAAUCAGCAUCCAGGUGAGAUCCACACAUUGCAU